AUGGCUCCCGCCCACCUCCGCAAGCCACCUCAGGCCCCGCCAAUCUUCACGGCUACCCCGCAGUCCUUGGUCGCCGAUGCUGAGCGCUUGAUUGCUAGCUCUCGUGCCAUCCAGGACAAGGUGGUCGCUGAGAUUAAGCCUGAAGCCGCAACCUUCGCCAACGUCGUCCGACCACUCGCCCAAGAUGACAACGUGAUGGGUUUGGAAGCCCACAUCCUGGGCUUCUACCAAGCAGUGUCGACUGACUCCAAGCUUCGAGAUGCCUCCUCUAAGGCCGAGGAGCUGAUGGAUGAGUUCUUCAUCGAGGCCGUCAUGCGCGAGGACGUCUUCAAUUUGAUUGACGCCGUGCUGCGCCGCAAUGAGACUCUCGACCCCGAGUCGCGUCGUCUGCUUGAGAAGGAACACAAGGACUUUGUCCGUAACGGACUCGGUCUCCCUGCUGGGCCCCAGAGACUUCGCUUCAAGGAGAUCAAGAAGCGCCUGAGUCAACUGAGCAUUGAGUUCCAGAAGAACCUAAACGAGGAGAACGGCGGUAUCUGGUUCUCACCCGAACAGCUGGACGGUGUGCCUAAGGAUGUACUGGAAGGUCUGAAGAAGGGUGAGGGCGAAAAUGCCGGCAAGCUUUGGUUGUCGUUCAAGUACCCCGACCUCUUCCCGACCAUGAAAUAUGCCAACAACCCAGACACCCGCAAGCAAGUGAUGAUCGCCAACGAGAACAAGUGUAACCAGAAUGUGCCCCUCUUCCGCGAAGCAAUCGUGCUCCGUGACGAGGCUGCUCGCCUGCUCAAGUACCCUAACCACGCUGCCUUCCGCAUUGAGGAUAAGAUGGCCAAGACACCCGAGACCGUUGACACCUUCCUGGGCGACCUGCGCACCCGAUUGACCGAGGGUGGUAAGAAGGAGACUCAGAAGUUGCUGGAGUUGAAGAACGCCACCGAUCCCAAAGCGGAUGGUCGCUACUACCUGUGGGACCACCGAUACUACGACCGUCUCAUGCUCGAGAAGGAUUAUUCCCUUGAUCAGCAGCACAUUGCUGAGUGGUUCCCUCUGCAGACGACUAUCUCAGGCAUGCUGAAGAUCUUCGAAGAGCUGUUCGGUCUCGAGUUCGUCGAGGUCAUCGGUGAGGACCGCGCAUCCAUUGCCCCCACCGGCCAGGGCAAUGAUAUCGUCUGGCACGAGGAUGUGCAAGUCUUCAGCGUCUGGAACGAUGAAGGCGAGGGUAGUGGAUUCGUUGGAUACCUUUACCUUGACCUCUUCCCCCGUGAGGGCAAGUAUGGCCACGCCGCCAACUUCAACCUCCAGCCCGGCUUCAUUGACAAGGACGGCAACCGCCGGUUCCCCGCCACCGCGCUGGUGUGCAACUUCACCAAGCCGCAGCCCAAGAAGCCCAGUCUUCUCAAGCACGACGAGGUCGUCACACUCUUCCACGAGCUCGGCCAUGGUAUCCACGACCUCGUGUCACGCACAACCUACUCCCGCUUCCACGGAACCAGUACAGUUCGGGACUUCGUCGAGGCACCCAGCCAGAUGCUCGAGAACUGGUGCUGGACACCUUCCCAGCUGCGUUCGCUUAGCAAGCACUACUCUACCCUCUCACCGGAGUACCUGGCAACCUGGCAAGAGGCGCAGACGAGCAGCGGCAAGACAACCUCUGAGAAGCCAUCUGAGCAGAUUCCCGACGAUAUCAUCGCGAAUCUGAUCCGGACAAAGCACGUCAACGACGCGCUUUUCAACCUCCGCCAGCUCCACUUCGGUAUUUUCGAUAUGACCAUCCACGAACCCAAGAGCCAUGCCGAUAUUGAAGCUCUCCCUCUUUCCGCAACCUACAACCGUCUCCGUCAAGAAAUUACGCAGAUGGAUGGACCGGAAGCAUUGGGUGCGGGCAGCGAGUGGGGUCAUGGCGAAGCUACAUUCGGCCACUUGAUCGGUGGUUAUGAUGCCGGCUACUACGGCUACUUGAGCUCGCAAGUUUACUCGACCGACAUGUUCUACACAGUCUUCAAGGAUGACCCCAUGAACAAGGCCGCUGGUCGCCGAUACAGGUACCAAGUUCUUGAGAAGGGUGGCAGCCAGGACGAGAUGAAGACCUUGACUGAGUUCUUGGGCCGUGAGCCGCAGACUGAUGCUUUCUACAAGGAUAUGGGACUUGCUUGA
Messenger RNA from Penicillium brevicompactum, 2154 nucleotides. Its product is annotated as M3 family metallopeptidase. The transcript is spliced from 2 exons. The record is from RefSeq and is a predicted model, not a curated record. Gene Ontology annotation, cellular component: mitochondrial intermembrane space. Bases 1 to 2154 code for a protein of 717 amino acids. Gene Ontology annotation, biological process: peptide metabolic process; proteolysis. Lineage: Eukaryota; Fungi; Ascomycota; Eurotiomycetes; Eurotiales; Aspergillaceae. Gene Ontology annotation, molecular function: metalloendopeptidase activity.